This is a messenger RNA of Scomber japonicus (chub mackerel), 1190 nucleotides long. RefSeq names its product membrane-spanning 4-domains subfamily A member 4A-like. NCBI's taxonomy places the organism in Eukaryota, Metazoa, Chordata, Actinopteri, Scombriformes, Scombridae. Gene Ontology annotation, cellular component: membrane. The transcript is spliced from 7 exons. The coding region runs from base 118 to 735 and encodes 205 amino acids. The record is from RefSeq and is a predicted model, not a curated record.
CUGAGACGGAUGACAGAGGAGCCAGACUGUUGCAGCCUCACAUUACUACCAGGUGUUUGUGCAGGGCUGUGAUCGUUGUCCAUACCUGUGAUCAAAGACAAGGCUGACAGUAAGACCAUGUUUCCACCACUGUACCAAAUCCCGAAGGCUCUUUGUCGCCAUGCAGAGCGCUGCUCAGUGUAUGAGAGGCUGAUGCAGACAAGUGUCACAACAGCUUUUGGGACUCUGCAGAUCAUGGUGGGCCUGUUCAACAUUGGUCUCGGACCAGGACGGCCAAGCCUACAUCCUGGGGAUUUGACCAACUUGGGAGCUGCGUACUGGCUCGGUGCUGUGUUCAUUGUAACUGGAGUCAUGACCAUUUUGGCCGGACAGUUUCCUUCUUCCGGCUUGGUGGGCUUCACUGUGUUUAUGAACAUUUGUGGAGCUAUCUUUGCCAUUACUGCCAUUGUGCUGUAUGCUAUUGACCUGAGCGAUUCCUCCUUCCUCUGGAUGUGUGACCUCAGUAGGAACAAUGAUCAGGAGAACUGCAGAAAUGUGGCAUUUUUUGCCCAGAGAUUGUUGAGAUCCAUGGACAUUACGCUGAUCGCCGUCGCUGUUCUUCAGCUGUGUGUCAACAUUAGGUUUUCUGUUCUGGGCAUCAAGGCUUUGUGUGAGAAGGAAAGAGAGGGUGGCAGAUAUGUUGAAGAUCACCAGGCCGAGUUGAAAGACGUCCCUCUGGUCAGUCCUGGUGCUUAAAAUAAUUUCAACAUGUGGAUUAAUGACUACAUAUAAGCACUUGCUGAAAGUAACCAAGACAAUGUUAUAUUACAUAUAUAUAAAAUCUAUACCUUUUUUUGUGUAUGUGUUUGUAAUUGUUCUUGCAGGUGAAUUAUGUUUUUGAAAUGGGAUUUUUCAUUACAAAUUAAACUCAGUUCAUCUAAACUGUAGAGGGAGGUGAAAUAUGUUAAAACCAGAAUUAUUCAUAGCCAUUCAAGUUAAAUUGCGGAAGUAAUCCCAGACAACAUGAUGGAUGUACAAACCACAUCUUCCACAUCCUUAAGUACACUAUCUCAAAAAACACUUCAUGAGCUUACUGUAUACACAAACUGUUCAAACUAAGUAAUUAAAGUCAUGAUGGUACCUUUAAUGAUCUGUUUUACUUGCUGUCUGUUUUAAUAUUGUGUAUCAACAUGGAAUAAAAAUAAUAUAAA